Messenger RNA from Prorocentrum cordatum, 2391 nucleotides. The record is from the annotation of a GenBank genome assembly. NCBI's taxonomy places the organism in Eukaryota, Dinophyceae, Prorocentrales, Prorocentraceae.
AUGGCAGUUGGGUUGGAGACCUGGCUGCGAGACGCUGGCGAGGAGUACCGGACCAGCGAUGUGAGAGACUUCUGCAGGGUAGCUGUGGAGCUGGGCGCAGUGGACAUGAUCGAGACCUACGCCCCUGUGCGCUUCGCGGCAAUGGCGCAGAAGUAUGGGCUCCGUCCAGGUUUCGCCAUGGACCUGAGCGAGAACAAGCCAGGGUCGUACGAUUGUUGGGACAUGGAGAAGGAUGAGGACGUGAAGGAGCUGGAGGACCGAGUGGACCAGGAGGGGCCGCACGUACGAAUGGGGAGCCCGCCGUACUUGACUACGGCGGCGGGCUUCUACUGGCGGCAACUUCGCGCCGGUAGGUAUUUCCUGCGCGAACAUCCGGCAGGAGCGGACUCAUGGAAGGAGGAUUGCAUCGUAAGGGUCAGGAGCGAGCCGGGGGUCUACACGGUGGAGGGCCCCAUGUGCUGCUACGACAUGAAGCCGGAGAGUUUCGAGAAGGUCAGCGGCGAGCGUCACGUUUUGAUGCAGACCAGGUGGAUGACCAACUCGGAGGAGCUGGCCAAGGCGUUGGAUCGAUGGUGUGCUAACCGGACUGGUGGGCCGUACCACGUCCACAUGCAGGUGAUUGGCGGCGUGGCGAAGCAGACAGCAGCGGAUCCCGUGCGACUCGCUCGCACUAUCGCGAGGGCCCUGAAGGAGCAGGUGCGGCGAGAUCGAGACGUUAGCGCUGUAGAGUUGGCAGCUGCGGGACCUACACCUACGGAGCCGCACUAUCCAGUCGACGACCUGGGCUCGAAGGAGAUCGAGAAGAUGGUAGAGUUUUACGAGGAGACCCGGGACAACAUCACAAGCGAGAUACUUCCCCCGGAGUUGGUAAAGGAGGCUAGGAAGAAGGAUAUUGAUUGGGUUCGCAACGUCAAGUUGUACGACAAGGGCGAUAAGGACAAUUACAACGUGCGCUCGAGGAUCUGCGGUCGCGAGCUGAAGGCAAAGACCAAAGACCAGCUGCUGGCGCACGAGCUUUUUAGCGCGAUGCCACCGUGGGAGGCUAUCAAGGCCUUGUUCUCUCUCUUGGUCACCGACGGCUCCGUGGAUGACACCGCGGACCCAGAGAUCGCCAUCUUCGACAUCAGCCGCGCGCAUUUCAUGGCGCCGGCGAAGCGUGAGCUAUACAUCGACAUUCCCGCGGAAGAUCGAGAACCAGGUGACGACCACAUGGUCGGAAGGCUCAAUCGCAGCAUGUAUGGGUUCCGCGAUGCCAGUUGUAAUUGGAUGGAUGAUUGGCAGCAGUUGCUGGAGGCGGACGGGUUCGAGAUCGGAGUGGCGAACCCGGCGUUGUUCCUUCAUCGAGGUUUGGUUUUACGUGAUGGAGUGCAUGGUGAUGAUUUCGUGGUUUUGGGUCCUCGUUUGGGACUUGAUCAGAUCGGCGCCACUUUGGCGUCGAAGUAUUCCGCGCGGGAGAGCCGCAGGCUAGGCUUCGCGGACCACUGCGCGAAGGAGGCGACGGUGCUGAACAGAGUCAUCAGGGUUGGCUAUAACCAGGACGGCCGCAAGCACGUUGAGAUCGAGCCGGACGCUAGGCACUCGGAGCUCAUCGUGCAGGCGCUGGGGCUCGGCAAGGGCAAUGGCGUGAAGACGCCAAGCGUCAAGCCGACCGAUGCGGACAUUGAGCGGCAUCGGAGGUCACCGCCACUUUCCUCGACGGCAGCUUCGACAUUCAGAUCGGCUGUGAUGCGCGCGAGUUCUCUCGCGCAGGACCGGCAUGACAUCGGCGAGGCUGCGAAGACGUUAGCACAGAGGAUGGCCAAGCCAACGGAGGAGGCCAUGCAGGAGUUGAAGCGAUUGGGACGAUACUUGGUGCAUCGGCCGUACGUGAGCCUCAUCUACGACCAGCAGCGCAUGCCAGACCACAUCCUCGCGCCCGUCGACAGCGACCACGCGGCGGACAGGCUGACCCGGAAGAGCGUCAGCGGCAUGGUCAUCAGGAUGGGGCGGCACGUGAUCAAGGGCAGCUCCAGCAUUCAGUCGGCACUCGGACUGAAUGUUGGCGAAGCGGAAUUCUAUGCAUUGGUGCAUGGGGGAGCCCAUGGACUGGGUAUGCAGAGUUUCAUGCGUGACCUCGUGGUGGAGUUGGACGUGGUCGUGGAGUCCGACUCCACGUCGGCCAAGUCCUUCGCGUCCCGGAAGGGCUUGGGCAAGCAGCGGCACGCGCAGACGCGGUACUUGUGGAUCCAGGACCGCGUCCGCAAGAACCACCUGAAGAUUCAGAAGGUGCCGGGGAAGCAUAACGCGUCCGACAUUCUCACCAAGAGCGCUCCAGCGGCUGAGCUGGACAGGCACAUGGGCGUGAUGAACCUUGUCGCCACGACCAGAGGUAAGAAACACAAGAGGCUCUGA